Papilio machaon (common yellow swallowtail) is the source of this 879-nucleotide messenger RNA. RefSeq names its product upstream activation factor subunit spp27 (gene Non2). NCBI's taxonomy places the organism in Eukaryota, Metazoa, Arthropoda, Insecta, Lepidoptera, Papilionidae. Gene Ontology annotation, cellular component: nucleus. The record is from RefSeq and is a predicted model, not a curated record. The transcript is spliced from 5 exons. The coding region runs from base 117 to 845 and encodes 242 amino acids.
CCGAACGCUCUCUCGUCGAUACUCGGUAGGACGCCGUGUAGCAUCUAGCGCGUAGGUAUAUUAUUGUGUGGCUGCCUUUGAAGUGUUGCUGGCGGAAUCUACUUACUUCAAGAAAAAUGGCAGACAUUACCGAGGAAGAACUUGAAAAAGAAAUCGAGAAAAUAUUGAAAAAUGCAAACUUGGCUACAACAUCCACUAAGAAAGUCAUCCAGAAGCUUGAGAAAAGCUUUGGCACUGAUCUAUCUGAUAAGAAAAAGAUUAUUGAUCAACUGGUGAUGGAUUAUGUGAACAACAAGGGUUCUGAAUCCGAAAAUGAUGAAGAUGAUGAUGAUGAAGAAGAGGAAGAAGAAAAGAAACCGGUGAAGAGAGCAGCGCCAGCCUCUAAGGCAUCAUCCAAGAAGUCCCGUAAGGACACCAGCGAUGAGGAAGAUGAAGAAGAAGAUGAGAAGGGAUCUGAUGAAAGUGAAUCUGAGGAAGAGAAAAAGAAGCCAGCAGCCAAGAAAGGCAAGAAGAAGAAGGGUUCAGAUGGUGAUUCCGAUAGUGACUGGGGAAAGAAGAAGGAAAAAGCUCCUAAAGCCAAAAAGGCGGGUGGUAGAGGAAAAGGAGGUGGGUAUACAAGAGCGUAUAAACUAUCCCCAGCUUUAGCCGAGUUAAUGGGGAAAGAUGAAAUGCCAAGACACGAAGUUGUCAAACGUGUUUGGGCAAUUGUCAAAGAACGCAAACUAUAUGAUCCUAAUAACAAACAGUUUGCCAUUUGUGAUGACGCCAUGUACAAAGUAUUUGGCACCAAACGUUUCCGUAUCUUUGGUAUGAUGAAACAUCUCAAAACACAUUUCUGCGAUUGAAUGGUAAGUUAUCUUUAAUAAUAUUAAAAAAAAA